Python bivittatus (Burmese python) is the source of this 1832-nucleotide messenger RNA. NCBI's taxonomy places the organism in Eukaryota, Metazoa, Chordata, Lepidosauria, Squamata, Pythonidae. The record is from RefSeq and is a predicted model, not a curated record.
AUGAUCCGCCAUGAACCGGCGCAGCCCCUCGUCUGCCCAGCCAAACCUGUCGAGGGGCAGCGAGUCCCAGAGUUCAGUUCCGUGUUCCGCAAAGACGUGAUCCGUUUUACCAGUCUCGAAUCUCCCUGCCUUGGGUUUCAAAUAAUCGAUCGUUUUCGGGAUCCAUUAACAAGUUUAGUAGAUCAUCUACACAUCGAGUGUUUCCUUGACUCCGAUGCCUUCAGUAUUGAGAGUAAACAUGAAGUCACAAUCCUAGGAGGACUCAAUGAAUUUGUAGUGAAGUUCUAUGGACCACAAGGAACACCGUAUGAAGGUGGCGUGUGGAAAGUUAGAGUGGACCUUCCUGACAAAUACCCCUUCAAAUCCCCGUCUAUAGGAUUCAUGAAUAAAAUUUUCCAUCCCAACAUUGAUGAAGCGUCAGGAACUGUAUGUCUAGAUGUAAUUAAUCAGACUUGGACAGCUCUCUAUGAUCUUACCAAUAUAUUUGAGUCGUUCCUGCCCCAGUUGCUGGCCUAUCCCAACCCCAUAGAUCCCCUUAAUGGUGACGCGGCAGCCAUGUACCUUCACCGACCAGAAGAAUACAAACAGAAAAUUAAAGAAUACAUUCAGAAAUAUGCAACAGAAGAAGCACUAAAAGAGCAGGAAGAAGGGACCGGAGACAGCUCUUCAGAGAGCUCCAUGUCUGACUUUUCAGAGGACGAAGCCCAGGAUAUGGAAUUGUAGUAGAAGCAGCGUCCUGCUUUUCGGAAAGACUGACUUCCUAACCAUGCGCUGAGAAGCAGACUAUAAUAUUCAUAUUUAAACAAAGCAAUUUUUUAUUACUAAACAAGGUUUUUAUGAAUAAUAGCAUUGAGAUAUAUAUACAUAUAUAUAUAUCACCCUUUAGUUCUUGAUUUUUUUUUUUUUUUUGGUCAUUUCUCAGAGCCCAAAAUGCAUUGCCGUGCAUUUCCGACAUUCCACUUGGUAGCAAUAUGAACCUGGGUGCAUGCUUGCAUCCAUUCAUAAUUCCAUUUCAGCUGAGUCAACCCUAAGCUGCUGCUUUGCUCGGAAGAGGGUCUGGAUAUUCCCUUUUUUUUUUCCUGGUUUUUCUUUUUUCUUUCCUUUUCUUUCCUUUUUUUUUUUUAGUUAAGCGUUCCAAAGACAGCAGACACCCUUGGAUGCAAACGUGGAACAGCACUUUCAGAAUGUAAAGGAGAAAUAUGGAGGGGGGGGGAUAAAUGAUGGAAAGAUGAGGCAGUGAAGUCAACGGUGCUCCUUCAUUUCAACUUGGCUGCGUACACUUUUGGAGUUCAUCUUUUUUUCUUUAAAAAAAAAAAAGUCCACCAACUGAAGGCAUGGAGCUCUCGAAGUGUCCGAUUUUUACAAAGCAGCGGUGAUUCUGAGGAUGCUUCUUUUAAUGGACUUCCUGUCUGCUUAGACUGGUGAUGGUAGCGAUGGCGGUGGUGGUAUCUAGUUUGCUUGGGGAAACUUUCGAAAGCCGGCGUCUCAAGGAAUAGUCGCCUCGUUCCUCUGGAUCCGCAGUCUGUCUCCCUUCUCUCCUUAAGGGAGCCCUGCCCAAGGGUGGGGUAGCUAACUCGGAGUACACUGAACCCAAUCCAUUCUGGUCCCCUUGUCCAAACCACCAGCAGUAGUAAUUCUACACACACACACACCCUCUCGCUCUCUUGAUGUUUCUGCAAACACUGUCAAGGUGAACUUCAAUAAGAGCUUUCUGACCGGGUGGAUUUGGCCAAGUGCUCCGAGCCUGGGAAAGGUUGCGUUGGCGCUUGUGGUCCCUGGUCACAAUUUCCUCCUCGCCCCACCCUGCCCCCUCCCCGUGCCCGUGCUUGCCA